Molecule: messenger RNA, 222 nt
Organism: Helobdella robusta
Lineage: Eukaryota; Metazoa; Annelida; Clitellata; Rhynchobdellida; Glossiphoniidae
Exons: 1
Source: RefSeq, a predicted model, not a curated record
CUAUAUAAACGCGCAAAUCUAUAUAACCGGGCAAACAUAUAUAGCCGAGCAAAUCUAUAUAGCCGAGCAAAUCUAUAUAACCGAGCAAAUCUAUAUAACCGGGCAAAUCUAUACAAACGCGCAAAUCUAUAUAACCGAGCAAAUCUAUAUAACCGAGCAAAUCUAUAUAAACGCGCAAAUCUAUAUAACCGGCAAGUCUAUAUAAACGCGCAAACCUAUAUA